This is a messenger RNA of Gastrolobium bilobum, 798 nucleotides long. RefSeq lists its product as uncharacterized. The transcript has a single exon. The record is from RefSeq and is a predicted model, not a curated record. Lineage: Eukaryota; Viridiplantae; Streptophyta; Magnoliopsida; Fabales; Fabaceae. The coding region runs from base 1 to 798 and encodes 265 amino acids.
AUGAGUUCAACUAAGGAAGACCAUGGUAAAACAACACAAAUGGCCACAGAUACUCAGGAGUUAAUGAGGAGAAGCAUCAAGCGAUCAAAAAAUGGGGAGGAAUUUUCCCCAGAUUCGUCUAAUAGAGGAGCUAGCUUGGGAAAUAUCCAGGCGCGGAUACCCUCGGGGAAACCGAAGUCGUUCGCGGAGGCGCUCAGAUCUGAGGUACUCUCGAUGGGGGAAGAUGAUACCUGGAAUGAGGACACCAUGGAUGAACCUUGUGAGCCUCUUGAUCCCGAACAAGGAGUCAUCAACGAUUUGGGCUUUCAAACUAUCUACGGAGAAGAUGGCUCUGUCCGAUUUCGUUGUACUAAGGAAGCCAAGCAAAGGUUGAGGAGCCCCUGGAAGAAUGCAAUCAUUGUCAAGCUCUUGGGAAAGAAAGUGGGUGUCAUGUAUAUGAAGACAAAACUUGAGAGUCUAUGGUCGAAGCUAGGCUCUAUUGUUGUAGCUGAUUUGGGAAACGAUUUUUUCUCAGUCAAGUUCUCGAGUGUGGAGGAUCUGAAUCUAGCCUUAACAGGAGGCCCAUGGGUCCUCAUGGGUCACUACCUUGCCAUAAGAAGAUGGGAGCCGUUUUUCAACCCUUACAAAGCAAAUAUCCAUACAGUUGCUGCUUGGAUUCGUCUACCAGGUAUCCCGUUAGAGUAUUGUGUGCUAUCAGUUUUGAAAAUGAUAGGUAGUUCAAUUGGUAAAGUGUUAAAGAUUGAUAAGACUACAUCCUCUGGUGAUAGGGAAAAUUUGCUAGAAUUUGUGUUGAAUUAG